UUUUGAAACUACCUGGAACGCCUAGCCUCUCUCUGCUUUAACACAUCAGCUGGUUUUUCGCUCACAGGAGUUUAUAUUUAUAUAUAAAUAAAAAGCACCCGAGGAGGGAAUUGUGACACAUUAUGUCUUUUAACAACAUGGCAGACCCUAGGAGACAGAAUAAGAUCCUGAGGUACAAAGCCCCCAGCACAGACAGUAAUCCCACCCUGGAGGACCCCACGCCGGACUACAUGAACCUGCUCGGCAUGAUCUUCAGCAUGUGUGGACUGAUGCUGAAGCUGAAGUGGUGCGCCUGGAUCGCAGUCUACUGCUCCUUCAUCAGCUUCGCAAACUCCAGAAGCUCGGAGGACACCAAACAGAUGAUGAGCAGCUUCAUGCUGUCCAUCUCCGCCGUCGUGAUGUCAUACCUGCAGAACCCUCAGCCAAUGUCGCCGCCAUGGUAACCGCCGGGGCCAAAGAGCAGUACGGAACGUGAAAUCGUGUUAUCUGCCGUUGGUGACGAAAAACAGCCGAUUGACCCCGCCCAUCUACCCCCCCCCACCCCCGGCCAUCGUUGAGUAGAAACAGAGACGGAAAGAGAGAUAUAACGUGACAGGAAGAGAAGGAGGGAGGAGACAGAUGACCAGGAGAGAAGGACAGUAAAGAGGACACUACGUCAGGGCGGAGACAUGGAGGGGACUUUAUCUGCCUUCUCAUGUCCGUCACCUUUUUAACCUUUUCUAAGUUUGUUUGUUGACGGAAAAACUUCAAAAUUCUGUUGCAGGACGUCAUAAAUAAAGUUGUUUGAUUUUAAAAGGA
Messenger RNA from Anoplopoma fimbria (sablefish), 798 nucleotides. RefSeq names its product WD repeat domain 83 opposite strand (gene wdr83os). Gene Ontology annotation, cellular component: endoplasmic reticulum membrane. The transcript is spliced from 4 exons. Gene Ontology annotation, biological process: protein insertion into ER membrane. The record is from RefSeq and is a predicted model, not a curated record. Lineage: Eukaryota; Metazoa; Chordata; Actinopteri; Perciformes; Anoplopomatidae. The coding region runs from base 123 to 443 and encodes 106 amino acids. Gene Ontology annotation, molecular function: protein folding chaperone.